This is a messenger RNA of Manis pentadactyla (Chinese pangolin), 5088 nucleotides long. RefSeq names its product tensin 2 (gene TNS2). Gene Ontology annotation, biological process: peptidyl-tyrosine dephosphorylation. Gene Ontology annotation, molecular function: protein tyrosine phosphatase activity; protein binding. The transcript is spliced from 30 exons. NCBI's taxonomy places the organism in Eukaryota, Metazoa, Chordata, Mammalia, Pholidota, Manidae. The record is from RefSeq and is a predicted model, not a curated record. The coding region runs from base 135 to 4595 and encodes 1486 amino acids.
GGAGGGAGGAGAAGAUCGGAGCGGCGCGGAGGGCGGGCGCGCGAGCGCGGCUCAGGAGGGAGCCCAGGCGAUUGCGGCGCGCCCGCUCCCGCCUCCUCCGCCUCCGCGGCCGCUCGGCGCGGGCCCCGGGCGGGAUGGGCUGGCCCGGGGGCUCCCCCUGCUGCUGCCCCGCCCCGCCGCGCACCCGCCCCGCCGGGCGCCCCCCGCAGGGGAAGCGGCUGCCUCCGCCAGGCCGCUUCCAGGAAGCCCCGGGCCAGGCCCGAGCAUUGUUUGGGCCCAACGGCCAGCACCCCAGCCAGCAGGACACCAUGAAGUCCAGCGGCCCCGUGGAGCGGCUGCUCAGAGCCCUGGGGAGGAGGGACAGCAGCCGGGCCACAAGCAGGCCUAGGAAAGCUGAGCCACAUAGCUUCAGGGAGAAGGUUUUCCGGAAAAAAACACCAGUUUGUGCAGUGUGUAAGGUGAUCAUCGAUGGGACAGGCGUCUCAUGUAGAGUCUGCAAGGUGGCGACACACAGAAAAUGUGAAGCAAAGGUGACUUCAUCUUGUCAGGCCCUGCCUCCUGCAGAGCUGCGGAGAAACACAGCCCCUGUAAGGCGCAUAGAGCACCUGGGAUCCACCAAGUCUCUGAACCACUCAAAGCAGCGCAGCACUCUGCCCAGGAGCUUCAGCCUGGACCCGCUCAUGGAGCGCCGCUGGGACUUGGACCUCACCUACGUGACGGAGCGCAUCCUGGCCGCCGCCUUCCCCGCACGGCCCGACGAGCAGAGACACCGUGGCCACCUGCGCGAGCUGGCUCACGUGCUGCAAUCCAAGCACCGCGACAAGUACCUGCUCUUCAACCUUUCGGAAAAGAGACAUGACCUGGCCCGCCUGAACCCCAAGGUCCAGGACUUUGGCUGGCCUGAGCUGCACUCACCCCCCCUGGACAAGCUGUGCUCCAUCUGCAAAGCUAUGGAGACGUGGCUCAGUGCUGACCCACAGCACGUGGUUGUACUGUACUGCAAGGGGAGCAAGGGCAAGCUCGGGGUCAUUGUCUCUGCCUACAUGCACUACAGCAAGAUCUCUGCAGGGGAUGGGAGACCAGAAUGGAGACAGCCCCUGAUCCCCCACUGGGGCUCUGCAAUCUCCAGGGCAGACCAGGCACUGGCUACUCUCACCAUGAGGAAGUUCUGUGAGGACAAGGUGGCAGCAGAACUGCAGCCCUCCCAGCGCCGAUAUAUCAGCUACUUCAGUGGUCUGCUGUCUGGCUCCAUCAGAAUGAACAGCAGCCCUCUCUUCCUGCACUAUGUGCUCAUGCCUGUGCUGCCAGCCUUUGAACCUGGCACUGGCUUCCAGCCCUUCCUCAAGAUCUACCAGUCCAUGCAGCUCGUCUACACAUCUGGAAUCUAUCACAUUGCCAGCCCUGGGCCCCAGCAGCUUUGCAUCAGCCUGGAGCCAGCCCUCCUCCUCAAAGGCGAUGUCAUGGUGACAUGCUAUCACAAGGGUGGCCGGGGGACAGACCGGACCCUUGUGUUCCGAGUCCAGUUCCACACAUGCACUAUCCAUGGCCCACGGCUUACCUUCCCCAAGGACCAGCUGGAUGAGGCCUGGACUGAUGAAAGGUUCCCCUUCCAAGCUGCGGUGGAGUUCGUCUUUUCCUCCAGCCCUGAGAAGAUCAAAGGUAAUAUCCCGCGGAACGACACCUCAGUCUCUGUGGACUACAACACCUCAGAGCCUGCUGUGCGCUGGGACUCCUACGAGAACUUCAACCAGCACCAUGAGGAUAGCAUGGAUGGCUCCCUGACCCACACCCGGGGACCCCUGGAUGGCAGUCCUUAUGCCCAGGUGCAGCGGGCCCCCCGCGAGACCCCACCGGCACCCUCUCCAGAGCCGCCUCCACCCCCCAUGCUCUCUGUCAGCAGCGACUCUGGCCAUUCAUCCACGCUGACUACGGAGCCAACUGCCGAGUCCCCUGGCCGGCCACCCCCGACGGCUGCUGAACGGCAGGAGCUAGAUCGCCUCCUGGGAGGCUGUGGAGUGGCCAGUGGGAGCCGAGGAGCUGGGCGUGAGACGGCCAUCCUAGAUGAUGAAGAGCAGCCCCCCGUGGGUGGAGGCCCCCACGUUGGGACGUAUUCCGGCCACAGACCUGGCCUCAGCCGCCACUGCUCCUGCCGCCAGGGCUACCGGGAGCCCGGUGGGGUCCCCAAUGGGGGCUACUACCGGCCAGAGGGAACGCUGGAGAGGCGGCGGCUGGCCUAUGGGGGCUACGAAGGGUCCUCCCAGGGCUAUGCCGAGGCCUCUAUGGAGAAGCGGCGCCUCUGCCGAUCACUGUCAGAGGGGCCGUACCCCUAUCCACCUGAGCUGGGGAAACCGGCCAGUGGGGACUUUGGAUACCGCUCCCCAGGCUACCGGGAGAUGGUGAUCCUGGAGGACCCUGGGCUCCCUGCCCUGUGCUCAUGCCCUGCCUGUGAGGAAAAGCUGGCACUGCCCACGGCAGCCCUAUAUGGGCUGCGACUGGAGAGGGAAGCUGGAGAGGGGUGGGCGAGUGAGGCUGGUAAGCCUCUCCUGCACCCAGUGCGACCUGGGCACCCACUGCCCCUGCUGGUGCCUGCCUGUGGGCACCACCAUGCCCCGAUGCCUGAAUACAGCUGCCUAAAGCCACCCAAGGCAGGCGAGGAAGGGCAUGAGGGCUGCUCCUAUGCCAUGUGCCCCGAGGGCAGGUAUGGGCAUCCAGGAUAUCCUGCCCUGGUGACAUAUGGCUAUGGAGGAGUAGUUCCCAGUUACUGCCCCGCAUAUGGCCGGGUGCCCCACAGCUGUGGGUCUCCAGGUGAGGGUAGAGGGUAUACCAGCUCUGGUGCCCACUCCCCACGGGCUGGCUCCAUUUCCCCGGGCAGCCCGCCCUACCCACAAUCCAGGAAGCUGAGCUACGAGAUCCCUGCAGAGGAGGGAGGGGACAGGUAUCCACUGCCCAGGCACCUGGCCCCAGCAGGACCCUUGGCAUCCGCAGAGUCACCGGAGCCAGCAGCCUGGAGGGAGGGCCCCAGUGGACACAGCACCCUGCCUCGGUCUCCCCGCGAUGUGCAGUGCAGUGCCUCUUCUGAGUUGUCUGGUCCCUCCACACCCCUCCACACCAGCAGUCCAGUCCAGGGCAAGGAGAGUGCCCGACGGCAGGACACCAGGUCCCCCAGCUCGGUGCCCACUCAGAGACUGAGUCCUGGCGAGAUCUUACCACCUGUUUCCCAGGGAGGCAGUGAAAAGGCUCCUGAGCUGCCAGCAAGAAGUGGGCUUGAGCCUCCAGCCCCUAGACUCUUCUCCUCAGCCUCCCCUCCCAACUCACCCAGCGACUGGCCUCAAGAAAGAAGCCCAGGGGGCCCCUCAGACAGUGCCAGUCCACGGGGCCCCGUGCCCACCACGCUGCCCGGCCUCCGCCAUGCCACCUGGCAGGGCCUUCGAGAUCCCCCAGACAGCCCAGAUGGCUCCCCACUCACUCCUGUGCCUACCCAGAUGCCCUGGCUUGUGGCCAGCCCUGAGCCUCCUCAGAGCUCACCCACACCUGCAUUCCCCCUGGCUGCAUCCUAUAUCAAUGGCCCCACCCAGCCCCCACUCCCUGAGAAACGCCACCUGCUGGGGCCUGGGCAACAGUCAGGACCCUGGGACUCAGAGCAGGCAUCACCACCAGCCAGAGGCACCAGCCACCAUGUCACCUUUGCACCUCUGCUCCCAGAUAACACCCAGCAAUCCCCAGAGCCCCCUGUGCAAGAAAGCCAGAGCAAUGUCAAGUUUGUCCAGGAUACGUCCAAGUUCUGGUAUAAGCCACACCUGUCCCGUGACCAAGCCAUCGCCCUGCUGAAGGACAAGGACCCUGGGGCCUUCCUGAUCAGGGACAGUCAUUCAUUCCAAGGAGCCUAUGGGCUGGCCCUCAAGGUGGCUACACCACCACCCAGUGCCCAGCCCUGGAAAGGAGACCCCUUGGAACAGCUGGUCCGCCAUUUUCUUAUUGAGACUGGGCCCAAAGGGGUGAAGAUCAAGGGCUGUCCCAGUGAGCCCUACUUUGGCAGUCUGUCUGCCCUGGUCUCCCAGCACUCCAUCAACCCCCUGUCCCUGCCCUGCUGCCUGCACAUUCCCAGCAAAGAUCCUCUGGAGGAGACCCCAGAGGCCUCAGUGCCCACCAACAUGAGCACAGCAGCAGACCUCCUACGUCAGGGCGCUGCCUGCAGUGUGCUCUACCUGACCUCCGUAGAGACGGAGUCACUGACGGGCCCCCAGGCAGUGGCCAAGGCCAGCUCUGCAGCUCUGAGCUGCAGCCCCCGCCCGACACCAGCCGUGGUCCACUUCAAGGUCUCAGCCCAGGGCAUCACACUGACAGACAACCAAAGGAAGCUCUUCUUUCGCCGCCAUUACCCAGUGAGCAGCAUCACGUUCUCCAGCACCGACCCUCAGGACCGGAGAUGGACCAACCCUGAUGGCACCACCUCCAAGAUCUUUGGUUUUGUGGCCAAGAAGACAGGAAGCCCCUGGGAGAAUGUGUGUCACCUCUUUGCUGAGCUUGACCCAGAUCAGCCUGCAGGCGCCAUCGUCACCUUCAUCACCAAAGUUCUACUGGGCCAGAGAAAAUGAAGGCAGGCCGCAGUCAGAGCCUACAACAGCACCACGCCCCUCUCAGCAGCCCACAGUCCUCACUUCCCCUGGCCCGACCAAGGAGACCCAGACACCAGUCCCCUUCCUUGGGAAUGGGGAGCAGGGAUCAGCCUGGGACACUGCUCUCCUUCCCCGCCCCCAGCCUGCUAAGCUAAGUGGACAGGCCCAUGAGGUGACCUUGCACGUGAGCAGAUGGCAGAGAUGGGCAUGUGAAGGGUGAGGAGGCAUCAGCAGUUGAGCCCUGGAGGGGAUCAGUCCAGCCCCACCUGCAGGACAUCAGCCCCUGAAGUGUAAAGAGGCCAUGCCAACCCCACCCAGUGGCAGGUCCCAGGAGGGCAGGAAGAGGGGGAACCUGGAGAGUAAGGCACUCCCUCCUCUACCUCCCCCUCUGAGCAGAGAGAUCAGAGUGGGAGCACAUGAAAAGGAGGGAAAAGAGUCUAUUUUUGUCUAAUAAUAAAGAAUUUCUAUAUCA